CGACAGCGGGCAAACCGAGAUGGAGGUUGGCAUGGGGCGGAAGCGGUUCUUAUCAGAGUGAUCAACUCGGCCCCCUCUGUCUCAUUUGAAGGGCAUCCAUGAUAGAUACAGCGUAGGCAAAGAUGCACCCUUUGCAUGCCAAGUUUGUACCUACGAGAUUAUGAUGUCGUUUCAGCUUCUGGCACCACCUGUUAUGACCAUUGUGCAAGUGGGCCGAGGUCGCGUUCUUCGGCAUUUCGCUUGAGCAACGACGGGGAGGGGGGGUUGUGCUGUGUCUUAGAUCUGGCUCCUGUGCGAGAACUACCCGCCGAAAGCGGAGGUGGAGCUGAUGGUGUCCAGCCGGGAGCGGGACCGCAUCCGGUAUACCGACCGGGAAGAGUUCACGGCGGGCAUGAUGAUCAAGAAGAUUCUGCACCGCGGACGGUUCGGGGUCACGGAAGAGGAGGAGGGAAAGUGGUGCCCCCACGUGGGCGAGUGCGGCGGCUGCAUGUUUUCGUCCGUAAAGUACGCCCGGCAGCUGAUCGAGAAGCGGUCCUGGCUGCAGCGCGCGUUCCCCACACUGCAGUACGGCAUGCACCUCCGCGCCAUUCCCCAGAUAGACUUGGUACGUGGGACACGCGGCAAGUCGGUGCACGAGCGGAACAAAAAGGUGUGCGUGCCUGACAAGGUCCAGCGCUGUUUGCCGGCAAUUCAUGGGCAUCGCGAGUUUGAGUACUCCGCGGAGUGGUGCCCGCAUUACGGACGCGGCCGGGGUCCCGCGGGGUACGGCCGGGGCGGGUUCGAAGCGGACGUGGAGACCAGCCCCCUGUCGUGCAGCCGCCUGCCCAAGCGCCUCUUCCGCGCCAUGCGCGAGGCGGC
Amoebophrya sp. A120 is the source of this 858-nucleotide messenger RNA. NCBI's taxonomy places the organism in Eukaryota, Dinophyceae, Syndiniales, Amoebophryaceae. The record is from the annotation of a GenBank genome assembly.